Molecule: messenger RNA, 662 nt
Organism: Elaeis guineensis (African oil palm)
Lineage: Eukaryota; Viridiplantae; Streptophyta; Magnoliopsida; Arecales; Arecaceae
Source: RefSeq, a predicted model, not a curated record
UUAAACAUUCAAGCAAUGCAUCCCUUACUGCAAUGGCUGAAAGCAAAGUACCAAAUACAACCUCCUCCUCCAUCUCUCCUCACACACACAUACAGACACAAUAGCAGGAGCAAUCCAUGGCAAGAAGAUGUUCUUACCCUGUUGUCAUCCUUCCAAGAGGCCAGACCAAGAAGAACAUGCCAAGAGCUUCCAUGCUGCACAACAGCCGCACACAACACACCAGAGCAUCAACUUCUUUAUGCAAAUCUUUCACAGCCAACAAGGUUUUUGAAGACCAAGCAAUGGGAAUACUCUGCUACAUAGAUGAAAAGGAAGAAGUAAUCUGCGAGGGGUACGAUGAAGGCCCACGAUUUAGUCAAUGUUCAUCAAACAACACAGAUCACCAAAGGUGCAGAGACCAUCAGAUUCCUGAUUUCCAACAACUAAUAAAGCUUCAAAUUGCCAAAGAUGAUGAUUUUUACCAAAUCAUUCAUGAACAAAACUAGCAUUUGAAUAUGAAGAUAGAUUUGAGUGUCAUAGAAGAAUGGACAAUAAGUAAAUGGGAAUGCUAGAAUGGAAAAGCAGCAUCUAUGUUAAGGUAUCUCAAUCUUGUGUCUUCGUAUUGUAAAGAUGGAUGAUUUGCAAGACAUACAAGUUUCAAAAUGAAAAGCUGGUUUUGAUUG